ACAAGAUCACUAUACUCCACGAGACUGGUUUAUUGCAGCCCCCGUCUUAUCUUCUUGACUCCUCCCAGCUUUUAAUACAAUUUUGUUUCUUCAAUCCCGAAAGAACAUUUACUAAUCUUUUUUUUUGGGUUUAAGCUUUAAUUUUUUUUCGAUUUUUUCUCAUCAUUUGUUGGUAUUCUUGUUGAACGGUGAUGGCUCUGAAAUUUCCGUCUCCCACAGAAAUCGGGGGCAUUUCUUUCUUGGACUCCAGUAAAGCCGACCUUUUCAAGCUUAAAGGGGGAUUUACUUUGAAGAGGAAGGAGAAUAGAGUAACAUUUGGAAGAAAAGCCCAUUGUUCAGCACAGGCACCACCUCCUCCAGCUUGGCCGGGACGGGCUGUUCCAGAGCCAGGACGUAAGAGUUGGGAUGGUCCGAAACCCAUCUCUAUCAUUGGAUCCACAGGUUCCAUUGGAACUCAGACUCUGGAUAUUGUUGCAGAAAACCCAGACAAGUUCAGAGUUGUGGCAUUGGCAGCUGGUUCCAAUGUGACUCUUCUUGCUGAUCAGGUGAAAAGAUUCAAACCUAAGUUGGUUUCUGUUAGAAAUGAAUCAUUGCUUGAUGAACUCAAAGAAGCCUUGUCCGAUGCUGAGCAUAAACCUGAAAUAAUUCCUGGAGAACAAGGUCUCAUAGAGGUUGCUCGCCAUCCAGAUGCUGUCACAGUAGUAACCGGAAUAGUAGGUUGUGCAGGGCUGAAGCCUACAGUAGCUGCAAUAGAAGCAGGAAAAGAUAUUGCACUGGCAAAUAAAGAGACCCUGAUUGCUGGGGGCCCUUUUGUUCUCCCUUUAGCACACAAGCAUAAUGUAAAAAUACUUCCUGCUGAUUCAGAACAUUCUGCCAUAUUUCAGUGUAUCCAGGGUUUGCCAGAGGGCGCACUGAGGCGUAUCCUUUUGACAGCAUCAGGAGGGGCUUUCAGGGAUUGGCCUGUUGAAAAACUGAAAGACGUGAAAGUUGCUGAUGCUUUGAAGCACCCAAACUGGAAUAUGGGCAAGAAGAUAACAGUGGACUCUGCUACCCUUUUCAAUAAGGGUCUAGAAGUUAUUGAAGCCCACUAUCUAUUUGGGGCUGAAUAUGACAAUAUUGAAAUAGUGAUUCAUCCACAAUCUAUCAUACACUCAAUGGUUGAAACACAGGAUUCAUCUGUCUUGGCUCAGUUGGGUUGGCCCGAUAUGCGCUUGCCAAUUAUUUACACACUAUCAUGGCCAGACAGAAUUUACUGUUCUGAGAUAACUUGGCCUCGUCUUGAUCUUUGCAAGCUGGGUUCUCUGACAUUUAAAGCUCCUGAUACUGUAAAAUACCCAUCCAUGGAUCUUGCAUAUGCUGCUGGACGGGCUGGGGGCACAAUGACUGGAGUUCUUAGUGCAGCUAAUGAGAAAGCCGUUGAGUUGUUCAUUGAUGAAAAAAUCAACUACCUCGAUAUUUUCAAGGUUGUGGAACUUACAUGUGAGAAGCACCAGGCAGAAUUAGUGGCCAACCCGUCACUUGAGGAGAUAAUACAUUAUGAUUUGUGGGCUCGUGAAUUUUCUGCUAGUUUACAAACAUCAUCCGGAUUAAGUCCAGUCCUCGCAUGAUUCACAGCAAGCCUAGCUGGCUAAGAUGAUGUUUUGAAGGUGGAACCGGUAUAGACCAGGUGGCGACGGGGCAUCAAGCCACUGUAUUAUACUGAUUACAAGGAAUAAUUAAGUUUUGAUUCAUCUUCAUUUUCUUCUUCUAGAGAAGAGAAAUGUAUUUACUGGAUCAUGUAUAUGAGCAGAAGAUUCAAUUGAUGGCAAUGAAAAGAGAAAAUGAAGAAAUAUCGUGCAAUUAUGUUAGAUCUA
Nelumbo nucifera (sacred lotus) is the source of this 1853-nucleotide messenger RNA. It is a transcript of the gene DXR, whose product is annotated as 1-deoxy-D-xylulose 5-phosphate reductoisomerase. Gene Ontology annotation, biological process: isoprenoid biosynthetic process. The record is from RefSeq and is a predicted model, not a curated record. NCBI's taxonomy places the organism in Eukaryota, Viridiplantae, Streptophyta, Magnoliopsida, Proteales, Nelumbonaceae. Gene Ontology annotation, molecular function: protein binding; NADPH binding; 1-deoxy-D-xylulose-5-phosphate reductoisomerase activity.